Insectozyma verbasci is the source of this 2061-nucleotide messenger RNA. The record is from the annotation of a GenBank genome assembly. NCBI's taxonomy places the organism in Eukaryota, Fungi, Ascomycota, Pichiomycetes, Serinales, Debaryomycetaceae.
AUGUCUGAGUUAUAUUAUGCUGAUACUGAAGGUCCAAUUGUUGUAUUAUCUGCAACUAAACAUUUCAAUCAAUUAUCAACUCAAAAUUCAAAAUUGUAUGCUCAUUAUUUAUCAAGGGCAAGUUUUAAUGGUUCAAGAGCUGUUUUAAGAAGUGUUUCACCUGAAUCAGAAUCAAUUUAUGAUUUAAUAUUAUCUAUUCAUAAAGCAUUAAAUGAACCAAAAUCAAAUGAGGAAUACUAUGAUGCUUUAAAAGGUUUAGAUGAGAAAAAUGUGUUGUAUUAUCUCGAAUAUGCUGCUCAGUUUUUAGAUAAUUUGGGAAAUUAUAAAUCUUUUGGUGAUAAAAAAUUUAUCCCACGUAUUAAACAAACUGAUUUUGAUAAAUUAAUUGAAAUUGUUAACAAUGAUGAAGUUAAAGGGUUGUACGAAAAGGUUAGAUCUAAUUUGUAUUCUCUUGAUAAAGUUAUUUUAGGAUAUCCUGAAAAUGGGCACUUAACAAAUUAUUAUCCAAAUAGUGAAAAUAUAACUAAAGUCGAAAUUGAUUCAAUUAAUAAAACAUUAGCUGAUAAUGGAAUCAUGCCAGAAAAUACAAGAGUUGAAAAAGUUUCAGAUUCUGAAUUUAUUGUCCAUGUUGCUUCAUCAGAAACUAGUAACACAACUACAUAUUACAAAGAAGAUAUUGUAACUCCAGAAGGAGCUAAAAUCACUUUCAAGUUUGGUGAUCAUUUUGCUGAAUUUACUAAAAUUGUAGACAAUAUGACUAAAGCUUUAAAACACGUUGCUAAUCCAACUCAAGAAAAAUUAAUUAGUUAUUAUAUUGAAUCAUUUAAAACAGGUUCAAUGAAUGCUCAUAAACAAUCUCAAAUUGAAUGGGUUAAAGAUUUAAAACCUGAGGUUGAAAGUAAUAUUGGUUUCAUUGAAACUUAUAGAGAUCCAGCUGGUGUUAGAGGAGAAUGGGAAGGUCUAGUAGCAAUGGUCAAUCAUGAAAGAACAAAGAAAUUCUCUACUUUAGUUGAUAAUGCAUCAACAUUCAUUAAAGAAUUACCAUGGGAUAAAAUAUAUGAAAAAGAUACAUUUACACCUCCAGAUUUCACAUCAUUGGAAGUUUUAUCAUUUGCGGGAUCUGGUAUACCAGCAGGUAUAAACAUACCAAAUUAUGAUGAUGUAAGAUUAAAUUAUGGAUUUAAAAAUGUGUCAUUAGGUAAUGUCCUUUCAGCAAAUCCAAAAAAACCAAAAAAGGAAGAAGUAAUUACAUUUAUUGAUGAGAAUUUACAAGAAUUAUUUAAAAAAUGGAGAGAUGAUUCAUUUGAAGUCCAAGUUGGAUUACAUGAAUUAUUAGGACACGGAUCUGGAAAAUUAUUACAAGAAACGGAACCAAACAAAUUUAAUUUUGAAAACAAUGGAGAUAUUAAAUCUUGGUAUAAACCUAAUGAAACAUGGAGUUCUGUUUUUGGAAUGACUGCUGGUUCAUAUGAAGAAUGCAGGGCAGAAUUAGUUGCUUUAUAUUUAAUAUUAAAAAAACCGUUAGAAGUAUUGCUUAUUUUCGAUAUUACAACUAAACAAGAUCAAGAAGAUGUUAAAUUUAUCGCAUCUUUGUUAAUGAUUAGAGCCGGUUUAUUAGCUUUAGAAUUUUGGGAUCCAAAUUCCAAGAAAUGGGGUCAGGCUCAUAUGCAAGCUAGAUUUGGAAUAAUGAAACAAUUACAUCAAGCUAAUGUUUUUAAUUUUGAAUAUACUAAGGAAGAUUAUUCUGAUCUUAAGAUUGUUAUAGAUAGUGUUAAAUUGAAUGAUGGUACUGCUGUUAAUGCACUUGGUGAAAUGUUACAUAAUUUACAUGUUUAUAAAUCUACUGGUAAUAAAGAAGAGGGUAUUAAGUAUUACUUGAAUAAGACUAAUGUUGAUGAUGAGUAUAAAAAGUUUAGAGAUGUUGUAUUAAAAGAAAAGAAACCAAGAAGAAAAAUUAUUCAAUGUAAUACUAUAAUUAAUGAUUCUGGUGAUGUUGAAAUUAUUGAAUAUGAUGAGAGUGAAGUUGGUAUGAUUCAAAGUUAUUAUGAUAGAAAUGUCUAG